GCUAAUCAUUCCGCAUCAUACGCCUUUGACGCCACCACAAAAUAAAGCCCACAAAUACUCCCUCACACGCGACUUCCGAAGCGCUAAACAAAAGCAAAAUCAUUCGUUUGGUUUUACUCAAUACGGCCUAGUUUUAAAAUCGCCAACGCGCAGAGAAAAUACAGUCGGCGGGCCUGCCAGAAGAGCCGGACUGCGGCCACCUGUCUGAGACUCCUUCCGCAUUUUCCUGCGGCUCCGAGGCAGUGACGUGCGCCUCUGAAGGCGGCGUAAUCUCCGGCGGAGCUGGAGGCUGCAGCGCCGCGGAGCGCAUCAGACUCGGCCCCUCCCCUCCGCGCUCCGCGGCGGCCCGCCCUGCUCACACAAGAGCCCCGUCUGCGCUCUGCCCGAGUCUGGGGGUGGGAGACGGAAACCCGCACGGCCUUGGAAACAAAAAAAACACAAAAAGGUCUUAUAUUAUGCAGAUGACCGGCGGAAGCUAUGGAUGAAGAUGUGACGGCUCUCUCUCUUCAUUCCCAUGAGCCCAAGAUCAUAUUCCAUGGGACAGGGGGUGAUGGAGAAGAAGACGAGGUGGUGGUAGAACUGCAGGAGUCGGUUCUGGUGUCCGACGUGGUGGAUGAGAAGAUCGCGGUGCACAGCCUCGCCCAUGAGGAGCUGGUCAUCCAGGAAGCUAUCGAGGAUGUGGUGGCGGAGUACGUGCCAUGCACGGAUGAAGACGAAGAGCUUGGCACCAUUGCUGUGGAGACCUGUGUGAUGUCACCCGAUGAUGUGGCUCUGGAGGAGGAAGGACUGCAGGUUGAUGUGGUGACUGACGCUCAGGUACAGGAGGAUCCUGACACCUGUGGAGACUACCUCAUGAUCUCUUUGGAUGAGGCUGGAAAGGUGGUUUCUGAUGAGGAUGCUAAAGUUACUAUUGAGGGCACUUUAGAAGACCCAGAGGAUGCGGAGAAGGAUGAUGAGGGUCAAGAGGUCAUCAAAGUGUACAUCAUCAAGGCUCACCCAGAGGAGGAAGACUUGGGAGGCACUGUUGACAUAGAAGACACUGAGCUUGAUGUAGAUGAAACCGUGGAGCUGGUGGAUCCCUCUGGAAUGCCGAUAAGAGAAAAGAUGGUGUACAUGUCAAUGGGUGAAUCUAGUCAAAACCAGGAUGACAUCAAUGUGGUUAAAAUCACAGAUGAGGUCUACAUGGAAGUGGUGGUGGGGGGUGAGGACCCCGGAAAUGUUCAGCGGACAAUUGACAAUACAUCGCUCAGCAAAGACUUCAUGCCUGUGGCUUGGGCAGCUGCUUACAGUGGGGAGGAGAGUGAAAGCUGUGAGAACAGGAAUGGAGCAGCAAGUGCUUUACUGCACGUUGAUGAGUCUGAUAUGAUCGAAAGACUCGGUCGUCAGCGAAGCAAGAACAAGAGCAAGAAACGCUCUGAACUUCGUCACGUACAGACAGCAAUCAUCAUUGGACCCUACGGCCAGCCUCUUACAGUGUACCCUUGUAUGCUAUGUGGGAAGAAGUUCAAGUCGCGUGGUUUCCUCAAGCGCCACACCAAGAAUCACCAUCAGGAUGUCGUAAACCGAAAGAAAUACCAGUGCACGGACUGUGAUUUCACCACUAACAAAAAAGCCAGUCUCCACAACCACAUGGAGAUCCACACCCUCAGCAGUAAAGCCCCAUUUGAGUGUGAAGUCUGCGGAAAAGAGUUUCACCAGAAGGCGGCGCUGUUCUCCCACCAUCUGCAGCACCACCACCGAGAAUCCAAGCUUCAGAUCCCGCCACCCACCACCAAAAUGCACAAAUGCAAGUUCUGUGAAUACGAGACGGCAGAACAAGGACUUCUAAACCGACACCUUCUCGCCGUUCACAGCAAGAAUUUCCCACAUAUCUGCGUGGAGUGUGGGAAGGGUUUCCGGCAUCCUUCAGAGCUGAAGAAACACAUGAGAACCCACACCGGCGAAAAACCGUACUCCUGCCUUUACUGUGACUACAAAUCAGCCGACUCAUCCAACUUAAAGACACACAUUAAGACCAAGCAUAGCAAAGAAAUGCCCUACAAGUGUGACCGCUGUUUCCAGACAUUUGCCGAACCUGACGAGCUGUUACAACAUGGACUGACACACGAGGAGGCCAAAACACACCAGUGCACCCACUGUGACCAUAAAAGCUCCAAUUCCAGUGACCUGAAGCGCCACAUCAUUUCAGUUCACACCAAAGACUAUCCACAUAAAUGUGAAGUCUGUGGAAAAGGCUUCCACCGGCCAUCCGAGCUCAAAAAGCACUCUGCUUCUCAUAAGGUGAAGAAGUUACACCAGUGCAGGCAUUGCAACUUCAAAAUCGCUGAUCCAUUUGUUCUCAGUCGGCAUAUUUUGUCAGCGCACACCAAGGAGCAGCAGGCAUUUCCUGACAAAAGGGGUCUUAAGAAGACGUUUGGACUCGGUGCUCAUGGAGGUAAGAAAAUUUUGGGCGGUGCCAGUUUGUCCAAGGGCCACCGGGAGCGCCGGGUGUACCAAUGCCAGUAUUGCGACUACAGCACGGGCGACGCGUCUGGUUUCAAGAGGCACGUGAUCUCCAUUCACACCAAAGACUAUCCUCACCGAUGUGACUUCUGCUCGAAAGGCUUCCGCAGACCGUCGGAGAAGAAUCAGCACAUAAUGCGGCAUCAUAAAGACCUAAUGCCUACCAUGUGACCUUUGCAAUCAGAAACCCAUUAGGAAAAGUGCUGUUCUGAUGUAGCUGUGGUCUUCAGGGCCGUUGGAAAGCCAACUAAUGGCCGCUUUUAUGGCCGCAGUAUCCGCUUUUUCGGAUACUGAUAAUACAGACAGGCUGAAAGUGCAAGAAAAUGGAGAGAAAAACAACCAUCUAAUGUGUCCAGUUGCAAUGUUCUGAAGACACUUUUUAAAAAAAGUUUAAUUAACCAUUCUUGAUCAGCUGACCAGCUUUGGAUUAAUACGAAAAUAGGUAAACUUGCAUACCAAUCCAUCAAGGGUGGAUGACAUACAUGCGUCUGGUUAUAAAUUUGAAUUAUGACUCCUUUAUUGCAUGUUACACAAAACAUGUUUGAACAGCUUUGGUGAUUGUUGCGUGUUUGUGCACAUGCGUUUACAAGUACAAACGUUUUGGGAUUAGCCUUGAAGACGUCCGUUGUCAUUAAACGACGGUGCUAAUGCUUUAUCGACUAGCUUCAGAUGAACAGAAUGUCUAAUUAAAGUGAACUGAAAAAUGCCAUAGCUGCUAAAAAUUUGUUUUAAUUUUAGGGGGGAAAAAUUGCUGUUUCAGACCAGAUAUAGGCUUUUGGGAAACCCAUCUUUUAUUUUGGUUCUCUGAACAAAAUGAAUCCACAACAUUGGUGCAUUAAUUUACUAAUAUCGGCUAUUAUGAAUUUAAUGUAGGACAUGGUUUCUUGGUAUUUCCAAUAAAAAUCAUAUUCCAAAUAGUACUCAACUCACAAGAGAUCCUGAGGUUUAACCAGAGUGUGCAGACAUUAAAUCAGGCUGAAUGGCUGGUUAAUCUAAAUUUCUUUGAAUUUAGACACUAGUAUGUUUGUGUAUUUCUUGAAUGUGGUCGUUUGGCUUUUGGUCUGUUUGUUGUAAAACUCACCCUCAAAUUAUUAUUAUUAAGACGUUUAGGGUAAAUUUUAUUUUUUACACAUACUGAAAAUGUAUAAUUUGGAAUAAAGAGAUUCUAAAAAACUGUUAUGUGUAUAGGAAAUAUUUGUAAAUACAGAAGUAAUAAACAGUAUUUUGUGUCCAAAAUGUUUUUUAUUUUAUUUAUUAUAUUUUUUGAUGAUGAAACGCAAAUGGAUAAUCUGAAUAAAUCGCACCAACUUUUGUCAUUUGUAAACCAAUUUUAAUCUUAACAGCAGUAAACAAAACCACCAGAGACAACAAUUAAAAAGCAUUCUUUAUAAAAAUUUGUUUACA
Molecule: messenger RNA, 3906 nt
Organism: Sinocyclocheilus grahami
Lineage: Eukaryota; Metazoa; Chordata; Actinopteri; Cypriniformes; Cyprinidae
Product: zinc finger X-chromosomal protein-like
Exons: 9
Coding region: 478-2673 (731 amino acids)
Biological process (GO): regulation of transcription by RNA polymerase II
Cellular component (GO): nucleus
Molecular function (GO): metal ion binding; DNA-binding transcription factor activity, RNA polymerase II-specific; RNA polymerase II cis-regulatory region sequence-specific DNA binding
Source: RefSeq, a predicted model, not a curated record